AUGCGAGUGCAUCGAAGGCUGCUCCUCUCCUCAUGUCUCUUCGUCGUUGCCUUUGGAGGCGACACGUCUCGGAUAAUCGUACCUGACUUGAGGCAUGGGAGUCGAGACGCUCUCGAUGUCCGGGCACGUGAAGGGCAAUGUUUGAGGCUGAGAGGAGGAAAGCUCAAGUAUAAGAACCUCAGAGAGGUCAAACAGCAGAGACUCGCGGAUGAGCGACUGGCGAAAAGAGCGGACGCCCGGAGGAAGCAGAAGUCGAAGGGAAGGGUGCAGCAGAAGGAAAAGACUCCGCGCCGCAAGCCGCAAGCUGGGGAACAGGAACCAUAUGAUUCUGAUGACGUCGUAUGGCAAGCAGGAGCCAAGGACGAGGACCUUUACGGAGAUGAUUCUGUACCGUCCGACGAGGCCGAGAGGGAGAUAUUCUACGAGGCACAGGAGAAAGAAGCUCGUCGAAUAGUCGAAAAGAUCAAAGAACCGUCCAAGGCGAUCGAUUUCGAAGAAGCUCUUCAAGCCCCUGAGCUCUCAGAUGAAUUUCCUCCUGACUCUGAGAGUCGCGGGGAGCCUCUCGAGGAGGAAGGCAGGAUGGCUCCGCAGACCUACCUUGAGAUGCUGUUCGGCGACGAUGUAGAGGCUGUGAGCCGACCGGAGGGGCUGUCGAGGCUGCUCGACGAGAUGCAAUCAGCUUGCAACACGAUAAGAGAGUUUGUUGAGCCUGUGGUGAUGUGCUUGCAGUUGCUGUCAAGGGAUAUCAAGUCCAUGUCAGCGCCGGAGAGCAUUCUCUUCAUGAAAUACUCUGCAUUGACCAAGUUUGUCGAGAACAUCCAAGGUUAUGUCAUCAUGAAGAUGGAAGGUUCCAAGGACUCUGGGGAAUCGCGUAAGUUCCUGGAGAAUCUGAACUUGUUGUGGUCAGAGUUGAAGAUUGGAAGCAAUCGAGCGAAACGAGUGAAAAUCAAAAAGAAGCCAAGCACUCCAGCCGUCAAGUCAACGUCGCAAGACAGAAGGAUGGAUGAGAUAGAUAUCAAGUUGCAGAAGGAAGAAAGGUUCGAGGAAGCCCUGGAGAGUAAAGAUCUAGACCCGACCGUUGCGUUGGACAAGGGCUCGCAGUUCUGGCGGCGAAAGCUCAAGGAGGCAAAGCAGCUGCACAUGAUCGUGAGAGAGGACAAGCGAGAACUGAACACGGAUGAGCAAUACAAGGCUGAACGACUGGAGUACUUCCAACAGAUGUCGGAAAUCGCAAAAGCAGCAGAGAUGAAGAGGAGUGGGGAGGAUCAGCAUCAACGGAUUGAAGGGACGGUGCUCCUAGAAGGAGGACGACGACCCGCGUCAUAUGGCAUGCUGACCAACACAGUGGGAGUGAAGAGAAGAUAUCGAAAUCGCCGGGAUAGCAAUCCUAGGCUACGCCUCCGCCAUAAGUACCACAACCUCAUCAUCCGCGCUCGAGGAAAGACAAGGAAAGUCAGGACCGAGAAGGAGCAUGGAUACGUAGGAGAAGAGACGGGAAUCAAUCCCAAGGCCAAGCACAGUGUCAACUUGAAAUGGGAUGCCAAGGCGAUUCGCAAGAUAUGA
This is a messenger RNA of Guillardia theta CCMP2712, 1563 nucleotides long. RefSeq lists its product as hypothetical. Lineage: Eukaryota; Cryptophyceae; Pyrenomonadales; Geminigeraceae. Bases 1 to 1563 code for a protein of 520 amino acids. The record is from RefSeq and is a predicted model, not a curated record. Gene Ontology annotation, cellular component: nucleolus; small-subunit processome. Gene Ontology annotation, biological process: maturation of SSU-rRNA from tricistronic rRNA transcript (SSU-rRNA, 5.8S rRNA, LSU-rRNA). The transcript is spliced from 14 exons.